GGACAGAGAAAGAGAGAGUGCACUAUAGCUGUUCCUGCUUGAUAAGAAAAGAAGAGGAGAGAGAGGGGCGCUGGACGUCAUGGCAUCGAAAGACACCGUCUCGGCUGGUUUUCUCCCCGUGAGCCGGGAAAUGACAGAGAGCAUCAGACGUAUUAUCGAUAAAACCUCAAUCAAGCUUGUGAGAGCUAUCAAAGUAGAGAGCAAGAGUGGCAAAUCAGAAGAUCGGAUUCUGGUUCUGGCAACAUGGCGGCUAUACCUCAUGUUCCCCAAGAUACCAACAAAGGUGGAACAAACAUUCAACUUCCUGGAGAUUCGGGCAAUGAACACCCACCCAGAUAAUCAAGUUGUCAUAGAAACAGAUAAGUCCACAUAUUCCCUGAGGCUGCAGUCUAAUGACCACCUGGAUCAGCUGAUUAGCCACAUCAACUUUGCACUCUCUCGGAUCUUCAACAACUCCAUCUACACUCCUGCUAUCUUUCAUGCAGAUGGAGAAGUUACUGAUGGAAGUCGGAAAUUCUCUCCAAGCUCUGAGAGUUCAUUGGAGACCCAAAGGGCAUGUGGGGGUUUUUCUGAGACCUAUGCAGCUUUGUGUGACUACAAUGGCAUUACCUGUAAAGAGGAAGUGCAGUGGGAUGUGGACACAAUCUAUCAUUCGCAGGACAAUAGAGAGUUUAACCUCCUGGACUUCAGUCACCUGGAAAGCGGGGACCUUGCAGUGAUUGUGGCUGCCAUGGCUUAUAACUCAUGGUUCACCAAACUCCAUUGCAAAGACUUGCGCAUUAGUUCAGAGGUUGUAGAGCAGAUUUUGCAUACUGUCAGUAAAUCUAACAGUUUGGAGGAGCUCACAUUGGAAAACGCAGGCCUUAAACCAGAUUUCCCACAGAAAAUGGCCACUGCUCUGUCAGAAAACCCAGCAUCAGUCAUACACUCUAUUAACCUGGCCCACAAUACACUGGACAACCAAGGAGUGUCUAACCUCAUCCAGCAGGUGUGUCGGCUUAGUAAAGGUUUGCGUCUGUUGAACCUCUCCAAGACGUCGCUUUCUUCAAAGGGUGUCACGUCUCUGUCUCAGGCUCUAUGUUCCAGUGACGACUACUCCAACUCACUUCUGCACCUGGACUUGAGUAAGAACCCAGGGAUUCUGUCUGGAGAGGACGCAACGAAUCUGUACCUCUUCUUGGCACAGCCGAACUGCCUAGUGCAUUUGGACCUGUCAGGCACUGACUGUGCCAUAGACUCGUUAUUUGGAGCUCUGCUGCGGGGCUGCUGUGCCGAUCUCUCCUACUUGAACCUCUCCAAAAACUCUUUCUCUCAUAGGAAAGUGAGAGAGACACUUCCUUCCUUUCGUCAGUUCUUCAGUUCAGCAUUCAGCCUCACCCACAUCAGUCUGGCUUCUAUGAAGAUGCCUCCCGAUGUGUUGAGGACUUUGUUCCUUGGGCUUUCAUCCAAUCCCCACAUCACUGACCUGCACCUGGACAUCAGUGGCUGUGAGCUCAGGUCUGCUGGAGCAGGUAUAAUACAGGACCUGUUCCCCCGAGUCUCCUGCAUCAGCACACUGGACAUCUCAGACAAUGGGCUAGAUGCUGAUCUGCUCUCAGUCAUUCCUACAUUCUCCAGACAUCCAUCCCUCAAACACCUACUGCUGGGCAAGAACUGCAACAUCAAGGGCAGGGUUCUGGACGAGGUCCUGCAGAAACUAGUGCAGCUAGUGCAGGAGGAAGAGUGUGCCCUGCAGAGUCUGUCUCUGGCUGACUCCAGGCUGCGUUCGAGGGGCACAGUGCUUGUGAACGCUCUCGGCAGCAAUGCCUGUCUGAAGAAGGUGGAUCUGAGUGGGAACGGACUGGAGGACACAGGAGCGAGGAUGCUCAGUAAAGCCCUGCAGAUCAACACCACGCUCAGAAGUGUGACAUGGGAUCGAAAUAACACAUCUGUCACGGGUUUCCAAGAUGUGGCUCGAGCCCUUGAACAUAACUUUACUUUGCAGUACAUGCCUAUCCCACUAAGUGAUGUCACACAGGCAUACCGCAGCGCACCUGACAAGACAGAACAGGCACUAACCAAGAUCCAGCGGGCUCUGUUGAGGAAUAACCAGACACAGCGUUUCUCUCAGAAACAGGCUCUCCGAUUGCAUCAGGGCCUGGUUACCAGUACUGCAGAACAGGUGAUGGAGCGUCUGUGUGUGCGCGUGCAGCAGCAGGUGUGUGUUUUGAGAGGAACAGGUGAAGAGGAGGAGCUACAGGCUGCUAGACAGGUCCUCAAGGAGGCCAGGAAUUCUCGAGCUCUGUACCCAUCUCUGUGUGAGCUAGCCCAUGUGCUGUCAGUGGACGGGCCCGUGAGACAGAGACUGGACUCGCUGGCUGGAGAACUGGCCAAGGCUGCUGAUAAAGAACUGCAGGUAAUCGUAGACUCUAUGGUGUCUCUGUGCCGGGAACUGUGUCCACUUUCAUGUGCCGCUGCAGAGUGUCUUUCUCCUCCUCUCUCCUCCAUCUCUGAGCGUGUGUCCAUCCCUCGUUCAUCAAUCCGCACAGCGCUCAUGGAGAGAGCAGCUCAGGAUAUCAACAGAGCUCUGGAGGAAGUGAAACUGUCUGUGGUCUCCUAUCUCACCAACUCUGUUGUGGACCAGAUACUGCAGGAGCUCUAUGCUACACACAAAACCCUGCUCCGGCAAGUUUCACAAAUAAGACAGCUGGAAGACGGGGGAAUGGCCAGACGCUCACACAGACACACCGACAUACUGGACGUGGUGGAGGAUGACUUUGGCAUCAGCAUAGACACAAUCGCUAUUAAGAAACGCAGCUCGAGGACCAGACGCAUCCGUCCCGUGUCCAACAGACUCAGUCUAGGUGACGACCCUAACUCUUCACCUUUAGUCUCCACUCCUCAGACGUCUGCUCCCAUUUCACGCUCGGCAUCAUGGGAAGGUCUUUCCACCCUUCCUACCCAGGGUUCACCUCUGCGUCAUGUGACUCAUGUCAGACCCCGUCCACCACGAAGGCACAGAGCUGCACAUGCUCCCUUUGAGACACACUGCUCUGAAAAUGGUGGAGUAUCUCUACUGGAUGAUGGACUGCCUGACUUCUACACAAAGAGAGUUUUACCAGACAGUCAGCUGUCCUCCCACCAUCACGCUCAGGCUCUGAGGAGAAAGAAGAGACGCAGUGUUCUGUCAAUCUUUUCUGGGUUCAGAAAGAACAGAAACUCUGCCAUACCUCAUCAGGAGCCAGAUCCUACCGGAAGGGGCGGGGCCUGCGGGGACGAAUGUCGCACUAAUAUUGCCACUGAGAAUGUGUACUCCUUGACUCAGCACCAAAAGGAUCGUGGAAGAUUAGACCCAGGCACUGAGGGCAUUAAUGGGAGGCUGGUGGGGCAGGGUGUCCAGAGGACCCCUCAGCUAUCAGGACGGCCCAUUCAGGGUAUACCACUUCCCGGCAUGAUGGGGAUGAGUCCUUCAUGUUUCACACAGAGACAGUCUCCUGAUUACAGCGAGGUGUUCGGCUCAUCUGAUGAGAUUGUAUAUACUGAACAUGAGAUGGACCGACACUCUGAUAUUGUGACUAAAGCACACACAUCAUCUACAGACAGACAGACAGAAUCAGGGAGACAAGAGUUGCAGUCAGACAGCCACAGAAAAACAGACAGUAUAACUGACUUUCAGCAGCUGGAAACCAGAAAUAUACCUGAACCACCUCCCCAGAACACCAAACCAAGCCUGGCGACUAUACGACAACUCCACCUGGAGGAGAACUCUGAUACAUCCACUGAAGAUUCUGGAGAACAGAGAGAAAGGGAUGAGGAACAAGAAGAGAGGAGAGGUGGACAAGAGCUGAAAGACCUAAAACCAGAAGGACAGACUCCACCUAUCCCUGAAAAGCCUUGUUAUUAUUCACCUCAUAUGUCUCCCAUUGGCCCCCCAUCACAUGACGUGGCCAAUGAGAAUCAGCCACCACCUGCUCUGCCCACCUCAGCUAAGCCUGUGUUUCAUUCUGCUUCAGUAGAUUCUGCUGUUCUUCAAGGUGAAGAGAUCAAGAGCAGCCCUGGAGGUCCCAUGAAGCCAUACAGAAACAGGAAGUCAAACUCAUGUGACACAGGUCCUCCACCUCCCUCUGUAUGUCCCCCUGUAUUUCCUGUAGGUAUGGAACAAGACACCCGCUGUGAUCUGGAAAGAUCCUCAGAUCGCAAACCCCCUGUGAAAAAACCUAGACUCCCUCCAAAGCGAAUAAAAUCUUUGGAUUUUCCCGGUCAUCAGAGUUCGGAGCCAAGCAACGCUGAAGUAUCCUGACAACCAUUUGAGCCAAAGCUCUGUGAAAGCAGCGGGUCAUUGUGAUGCUGAAAGGAUACAGAGGGAGAGGAAGAGAGAAAGACAUGAUCAAUAGAUGAAUUUGCACCUUGAUGAAAAUUCAUAGAGAGGAAAAAAUUCAGAAAGAUGCUUGCUUUCAGCUCUCAGUCAGUGUCAUGUUGUCAUUUUAUCACUCUAACCGGCCCACACAUACAUACACACAUGUUAUUGCUUACUCAAUUGAGUUGUUUUGCUUUCCCUCAAGAUCCUGCACUACUUAAUACAGUUUUACUUAGCCAUCGUUCUUAACCUUCUCCACAUAUAGGGAUAGUUCACUCACUCAAAAAAAUGUAUAUCAUAUUUAAAAAGUGAUGUCUCAUCCUCUUGUCAUUCCAAGUCAAUAUGACUUUCUUUCUGCUUUGGAAUACAAAAGGAGUGUUUUUGAAAAAUGUUCAUGCUUCUCUUUUCCAUAUAAUAAAAGCAGAUGGUGAAAAAAAGAAAGGAAACCAUAAAAGCAUCAUAAAGUGACUAAUGCACUGUAUUAUAAAUCUUCUGAAGCCAUUUGAUAGAUUUGUGUAAGGAUCAGACUGAAAUUUAAACCAUGGUCACUUUUCGCUUUCAUUGAAUGAAAAAGAGCAGCUUGGACAUUCUGCUAUAAAAACUCCUUUUAUUUUCCAUGGAGGAGGGAAAGCCAUAUGGGUUUCAAAAGACAUGUGGGUGAGCAAAUGAUGACAGAACUUUGAUUUUUGGAUAAACUUCCCCUUUAACUAUCAUUCCUUUAUAUCAGUCUCUCUCACUUUCUUCCAUUUCUGAGUCUGCUGACAAUCUUUGACAUAACAGAACUUUUGCUAUUUAUCUUUAAAACGAUAGAAUGAUAUUUUGUAAAGCAUAAUAUAGAAACAGAACAAAUAUUUGCACUAAUCAUCGCUUGAAUUCUUGUUCCGUUCAGUGAAGGUUCUUCACCCCUGUCCAACAUUACCAUGUGAAGUUUUGCAAUGUACGACUAACUUAUUCUUAUCCUUUUUGUCUACAUGACCAAAAUCAUUAGCAGUAUUACUGUUGUCAUGAUUGAGCAUUGUUUAUGCAUCUGGAUAAAUGUUUUAAGAGUUUGCAGGCCCUAAAUAUCUUUAUUUUCUACGCAAUGUGAUUU
Molecule: messenger RNA, 5426 nt
Organism: Xyrauchen texanus (razorback sucker)
Lineage: Eukaryota; Metazoa; Chordata; Actinopteri; Cypriniformes; Catostomidae
Gene: carmil3
Product: capping protein regulator and myosin 1 linker 3
Exons: 40
Coding region: 80-4279 (1399 amino acids)
Biological process (GO): cell migration; regulation of Arp2/3 complex-mediated actin nucleation
Cellular component (GO): lamellipodium; plasma membrane
Source: RefSeq, a predicted model, not a curated record